Aedes albopictus (Asian tiger mosquito) is the source of this 3267-nucleotide messenger RNA. RefSeq names its product protein hedgehog (gene hh). Gene Ontology annotation, biological process: protein autoprocessing; multicellular organism development; smoothened signaling pathway. The record is from RefSeq and is a predicted model, not a curated record. Gene Ontology annotation, molecular function: patched binding; calcium ion binding. NCBI's taxonomy places the organism in Eukaryota, Metazoa, Arthropoda, Insecta, Diptera, Culicidae. The transcript has 3 exons. The coding region runs from base 859 to 2124 and encodes 421 amino acids.
CGAAAAGCUUUUCAACUCAUUUUUCCUCCGUUUGCUGCCUUAUCCCACCGAAGGUGAGUAAGGGUAACUCUCGACACACGUUUUUCGCUAUUUUACUCUCGCGUUCGGUGAGUCCCGUUGGCUGGUUGGUUGGCUGACUGGCGUUCGUCGUGUACGCGUGAAAGAGAAGCCAUGGUCCUUCCACCCCUGUUGAAAAGAACCACACCACAAAACAGAGCCAAGACGAACGAAGCGAGAGCGAACAUGGUGCCUGGCUACGAAAAUUUUCAACCGUGCAUCUACUUAGUUCUAAUUUAGUGCUAGUCGAAUUACCAUCUCCUCCCUGUUUUUCCUUCGGCCGGCGGUGACAAGUUGACGAGAGUGAGUGUUUCCAGAAGAGCAUUUCCGGAAUUGGAUUAAGCUGCGCGCGACUAUUUGCUAGCUGAGAUUCAAAAAUUUGAAAUUGCGUGAAUACCAUACAAUUGGAUACAUGUUUGAAACAGUUUUAAAGAGUGAAAAUCGGUGAAGGCGUCUUGGGAAUGAUGUUUUUAACGGUAAUGGAAAUUGGAUUCAAACGGAUGCAGUGACAAUUGUGCAACCCUAACUAUUGCACGUUGAAGAUGGUAGCGUCGUGAAUUGAGACCAGUCAGAAUGCAUUGAUAAUGUUGAAGUGGGGAAUCCUGAUAAGUAAGCACUAGUUAAUAUUGUACCAAAUGAAAUAGGAAAAGCAACAGUGACAAGUGUUUACAUGGAAUACUGUGUUCACCUUAGUGUAAUAUGAAGUGAAUGGUUGAGUGAUUAGCUCGAUCCUAUAUUAGAUAAAGAAAAAAAAGUGAAAACGGUUACCAAUUUCACCAGUCACGUGUUAUCCGUUCAAGAAUGUUCAGCAUGGCUCGGAAUAGUUUCAGCAGCGGUCGGAAAAACUGUUUCAACAGCCGAAGAAAGUGCUUUACAAUGCUGUUGAUUUUCCUGCUCUACAUGGUGUCCCAGGUGCAGUCCUGUGGUCCUGGCAGGGGGAUUGGAGGUCCCCGAAGAACCCGAAAACUGCUUCCGUUAGUGUUCAAACAGCAUGUUCCGAACGUUAGUGAGAAUUCGUUGGGCGCUUCCGGGAUGCAAGAGGGUCCCAUCUCUAGAAACGAUAGUAAAUUCCGCAAUCUGGAGACCAAUUACAAUAAGGAUAUAAUAUUCAAAGAUGAGGAAGGUACUGGAGCCGAUCGUGUGAUGACGCAGCGGUGUAAAGAAAAGCUGAAUAUCCUGGCUGUGUCGGUGAUGAACCAAUGGCCCGGACUUCGGUUGAUGGUAACGGAAGGCUGGGAUGAGGACCACAUGCAUGCACGUGAGUCCCUGCACUACGAGGGCCGGGCCGUCGAUAUCAUGACAUCGGACAAGGAUAGGUCCAAGAUCGGAAUGUUGGCGCGAUUAGCCGUCGAGGCUGGUUUCGAUUGGGUUUACUAUGAAAGCCGAAGUCACAUACACUGUUCAGUGAAAUCAGACUCGUCCCAGACGAAUCAUGCAAGUGGAUGCUUCACAGCUGACAGUACAGUGCAGACAGCCAACGGUGAGAAACGAAAACUCAGCGACCUACGAAUUGGCGAACAAGUACUUAGCGUGGACAGUUCGGGCAAUACGGUGUACAGCGAAGUGAUGAUGUUCAUGGACCGCGAUACUCACCAAAGCCGAGAAUUCGUCCACAUUGAAGCCGACGGCGGUGCGCAUCUAACCGUCACUCCGGCUCACCUGGUUCUGGUGUGGCAGAGACAAGACGGUAAAUCACUCUACUUAUUUGCCGAUCGCGUACAGGAAGGUGACUACAUCUUAGUCAACAUCAACAGCAUACUAGAGCCUCGGAAGGUGCUGAGGAUAUCUGCGAAACUAUCGCAGGGGGUGUACGCUCCACUAACUAGAGAGGGUACGAUUGUGGUGGACUCGAUAGCUGCCUCAUGCUACGCUCUCAUCGAUAGCCAAUCGGUGGCUCAUCUUAGCUUCCUGCCAUACCGAGCAGUGCAAAAACUUAUGAAUCUAUUUAGGAGUAGCAGUCAAAGCCGCAGCUUAAGUCUACCUCGACACGAAGGCAUCCAUUGGUAUGCCAAAACGCUGUACGCGAUCAAAGAUUUUGUCAUACCGAACGAUUGGCUAUACCACUAGUGAUGCUACGUGUAGCCUUAACCAUCGAAAAAUCUGCCAAUUAUGUGUAAAUAGUGUAAAUUACUAACAUAGAAUCGAAAAUAGCUUCCAUUGUUUCUCAUUGAUAUGAAACAAUUUAAAUGCAAAAGCGAGAGGGUAUGUGAGAUCUACUUAAAUUAUACUCGAAUGAAAGCGACAGUACUGAAUGUGUUUCCCAUCCAGAAAAUUUGAAAUUUAAAAUGCAAAUAUUCAAUGUGCAGAUUGGGAAGAGUAAAGUUAUUUUACUUGCUUAGCAAACUUCGGAAUGUUUGAGAAACGCUCCCUGAUAUUGUAACACAAAAUGUUGACGAAAAACGAAGCGGUUCAAUCUUAAUUGUAAUGUGAAACGAUGUCUAGUGCUCUUAAGUAGGAUCAAUAUCAAAUAAUUUAUUUUUAAUUAUUUUUGUAAAAUAUUUUAAAUUAACGAGUUGUAAUUUGAAACCCAAAAACCUAAUUGUUAAUAUUUUGAACAAAUUUGGCCAGUGACUACUAAUCAGCUUUUCAUUACAAGUGCAAAAUGAUUUGUAGAAAACAAAGUGAAAAUAUCAGUCAAAGCGAUGAAGCAGUACGAUUUGAUGUAAUAUUUAUCAAAUAGCAUUACAAGAAAAGUGAUAUCUAAUUAUAAUUUAUAGUCUUUACACAAUGACAAAUAAUUUAUGAACAAGCUGCAACUCAUAGCACUCGUGUACAUAUAGAAAUUAAUUUCAAAAGCUGAAAAGCCGUCAAACCUUACACGCACUGAAACGCAUGCAUUCCGACUCAACGUGAAACGUUUCAAAUCGAAUGGACAAAGCUCCAUACGCUUCUUUACCGACUAUCGAAACGCGAAAGCUUCCUAUAACUGUUCGCUUACUAAGGCGUUAUGCUACGCUCUGAAACGCUUCCCCGUUGAAGGCAAUGGAAGAAAAAAAAAACGGCCGAAAGCAAACGCCAGCCUCACAUCUGUUUGUAAUCGAACUCCCAGAAGCAGCGUGUUGUUACGUUUCAACAACUGCAGAAAGCAAGCUGUCUGUCAUCAUAUUGCAUCGCAUGUUAUUUCUGUAAAUAUAGCCAAAUUGAAGAGAACGCGCGGUUCAAAUGUAAAAAAGAUCAAAUAAACAAUGUUGUUAUUCAAAACAAUGAAAA